AUGACGACAAUCGAUAACAAGUACAAAUACUCUAGAUUACAGAAAUUCCUUGACAAACAAGAAACUCUAAGGACAUUUAAACAGAAAUAUGUGAGGAGCAAACAAAGCACCACAGUAUCUCCAAAGUCCAUUGGUUGUUUACACAGAAUCCGAACUAAUAUUUGGGACACCAUCAACUAUACAAGACCUUCUGUCCUCGGCAAGGUUUACCUAUUCGUAUCAUUUCUAAUGGUCCUAACAUCCAUAUUUGUCCUGGCAUAUAGUACACACUCAUCGUUCCACAGGGAAAUGACCAACUGCGAGAGACUACAGUACAUCGACACAACCGACAUUGACGGCUAUGAGUUUAUUAAACCAUACUUGGAAGGGUUAUGUACACUAGGUGAUGUGCCUGAAUUGUCACAAAGUCUGAUCAAAAGACUGAACUUGAGUGACGUCGGAAAUUUUUCAGUUGUUCAGAAAAAUGAAGAUGUAGAAGGUGAUUUCAAAACUUUCAUGUUCACCCUUAUCCAUAAACAGAUAACUGAGAUAAAUGAAAGGGAUGAAUCUGAAAAUGCUGAGAUACCUUAUCCAGAUUGGCUAGACGACUUUUGGUUUAAUAACGAUACAACUUUCGAAGAUUUUUAUGAACCACCACAUUUGAAGGUUGGCCAUCAUGAAGUAAAACCGAUUCCACUAGCUGAGGCUUUUACUCUGCAAAAAGAUGUUUCAAUUCCAAACGUUAAAAUUAAAAUGUAUAUACUUAUCAUUUUAGAGGGUUUGACAACCAUUUUUUUCUCUCUAGAAAUUUUGUUACGCCUCUCUACAUGUCCAAAUAUCAAGGUAUAUUUCUUAUCAGUGAUUGAUUGCUCAGACGCAUUGUCUCUUCUGGGUUCCUAUCUUUAUUUCUGUCUUUAUUUGACAGUCCCUCACUUACGAUACGGAAGUUGGAUUGAUUAUUUGGCUUAUUUACAGACAUUAAGGUCUUUGCGUUUCUUUCGCUUGGUUCUGAAUAUGAGAGCUGGAAUCGUUCUGGCGUAUUCUGUUCGUAGACAUAUUAAGGAUCUGGUCAUUUUGUUAUUGUUUGUGUUUGCUGGAAUGUGCACUUUUGGAACAUGCAUUUACAUAGCAGAAGAUAACGCAAAAAUAGAAAGCAUACCAGACGCUUGGUAUUUGUCCAUCGUAACCAUGACAACGGUUGGUUACGGUGACAUUUAUCCUGAAACAAAAGUUGGUAGAUUCAUUUGUUGUCUGUGCGCCGUCGCUGGCGUAAUAUUGCUUGCUCUGACUGUUCCAAUGUUUACAAAUCAUUUCCAAAUGCUAUAUAACCAUAUUGAAACUGAAAAUGUCAUAGAAAAGUACAAGCAAAAGAAAGAUGAUAAUAAAGCACUUGCUACGAAAACAAAAUAAGACUUAAGUUUAUGAAGAAACAGGAAACCACAUAAUAGUCAACACUUACUUAAAAUGAAUUUAUUAUAGUAUGGUUCAACCUGAGUUGUUGAUUAAAUCGUAAAUAUUGUGCUUUUGUCGGUCAUAUAUAUUUUAAUUCAAUUUGGUAUCAUCUAAAUUUAACGUAAAUUAAAGUGGUAGAUACGAAAACAUCAGAAAUGUAUUCAAAAGAAUUUCAAAAAGCGUGUUUUUAUUUAUCAAAUACAUAAACAAAUGUCUAUUUAAGACAACCAUUGUUAUAAACAUAUUAAAGAUAUUUAUAUGGAAAAGGUAGAUGUUUUUGUUUUAUAACAUCAAUUUUUGUAGACAAUG
Ruditapes philippinarum (Manila clam) is the source of this 1740-nucleotide messenger RNA. RefSeq names its product potassium voltage-gated channel protein Shab-like. Bases 1 to 1389 code for a protein of 462 amino acids. Lineage: Eukaryota; Metazoa; Mollusca; Bivalvia; Venerida; Veneridae. The transcript is spliced from 2 exons. The record is from RefSeq and is a predicted model, not a curated record. Gene Ontology annotation, cellular component: membrane; voltage-gated potassium channel complex. Gene Ontology annotation, biological process: potassium ion transmembrane transport. Gene Ontology annotation, molecular function: delayed rectifier potassium channel activity.